Messenger RNA from Rhipicephalus sanguineus (brown dog tick), 3955 nucleotides. Its product is annotated as nucleolar protein dao-5. The record is from RefSeq and is a predicted model, not a curated record. NCBI's taxonomy places the organism in Eukaryota, Metazoa, Arthropoda, Arachnida, Ixodida, Ixodidae. The coding region runs from base 195 to 2864 and encodes 889 amino acids. The transcript has 13 exons.
GCCGUUUUCCCGUACGUGUUGUUACCAGUUACGUUUUGCGAGUUCGUAUGAGACCGCAGGUAACAGCUGUAUGCGGACUUGUGGUCUACGAUGGUUCCUGUUUGGUUAAGGAAUACUAACAGGGACAUUAGUUAAUCUCAGUUUGCUCCUCGUGGUGUUCCCCUGAACCAAACAAGAGACUGGCGCCGUGUAUCAUGGAACACCUGGCGAAGUUCAUCCAGGUCGGGCCCUCCAAUGCACUGUUCUCGCAGAUUCGGUUCAUCCAGCCGAACGACGACUGGCUGUCCAUACAACGCUUCAAGGCCAUAGAAGUGAAACUGUGCAAUGUCCUGGAGAAGAAACUGCCUGAUGUCGUCUCUGCGAAACCGGGAGCAUUGGAAAGCGUGAAUGGCGACUUGACACUUGAGGACGUCAAGGUGACCUACAACAUGAAGAAACGAGCCAACCUUCCACCGUUCGUGAUUGUGGCACGCAAGGACGAUGCCAAGUGGGAAGCGAGGAAGGCCAAGCACGUCGACGAGUCCAUUUGCAAGUUUAAAGAUUACGGUGGGAUGUUCGAAAGGAAAGCUGUGCUCAAGUCCGAACUGACUGUCAGCAUACGUCGCCUGACGACGAGUGAACUGGCACAACAAGCCAAGGUUCAAAACAGCCAGACAACGCAGAACAACACUUCACGGGGAAUCAGCGGCUAUUUCAAACCUGCCGCGGCACCACGACCAAAGACUCCGGAGGAAAAAACAGCAUUGAAGAGGCUGUUAGAUCGCAGGGAGGCAAAGAAGCGGCACAUCAGCAGCUCCGACUCGGAAAGCAACAGUGCAAGUGAAAAUUUCGAAACACACAAGUCUAAACGCCUCGACAGGAAGCUUGUGCCACCCCCUCGCAGUGAGACGCCAAAGGACGCCACCAGCAGGGCGGAAGGCGAUGGCAAGAAGAUUGCUUCGCUGUCGCAGCCGGUUCCCGAGAAGCGCGUCCCCCUCCAAGACACAACACAGCAGGACGAGGACAGAAUCUCGGCUACUCAGGUUUCCAAGCCGACUGCAGUGGCCAUCUCUCGAGGCGGCAGCCCGUCCGUCCGGUCGGGUUGGAGCCGCCACCACGACCAACACCGGGCAGAUGCUUCACUCAAAGACGCCGACAAACCGAAGACAUCCUCGCAUCGCGGAGAAAGGGAGAAGGCGAAGAGCCACGACCCGCCGCCGGCUGCGGCUGCGUCUUCCUCGCGCGGCGCAGGCAGCAGCGGCUCCUCCCGCGAGAAAGAGCACAAGACCAGGACCGAGCACAGGGAGUUGCGCGAGCGGAACACGGCAGCAUCCCACUCUCAGAAAGUCGAGAAAGAGUCAUCGUCCUCAAAGUCCAGCAGAAGUGGGAAGGAGAAAGAGUCCACGCAGGGAAAAAGCAGGCAUCACCGGGACAGGCAUGACAAGCAUUCUUCUUCGAAGAAGACUUCGACUUCACACAGGCAGGACAAGUCAUCGUCAAAGGGGUCGUCUCACGCACCGAAGGAUCGCGAGGAUAAGUCCAAGCAGAGCAAGAUGAAGCAGGCGAACAUCAAGCAGCUGCUGACGGACUGCGGCAUUGACGACUCGGACUCUGAUGGAGAGGCGCCAGCGCCGAAGAAGGUGUGCGAUGAGACCUCUCGGCGGUCUCCCGACUCCACACAGCAGGUCGACGUAAGAGUCGUCCCGCAUGCAUCCAGGAGCAGCAGCGCCAAGAGGGUGAGCCUGGAAGACUUCCAGAGCAAGAAGGAGCCGUCCCAAGCCGCGCCUUCUGGCGCAAAGAGGUUGAAGCAAGCGGAGAGCGUGCUCUCCAAGAGUCUGUUUGUCGAGGACGAGGAGAACAGCGAUGAGAGCGGUGACGACAAGCCCAGGCGAGAGACCACUGGCAAGUCGCCCACAACGGAAGACGACGCGCCAACCGUCGACACGGCGAAGCAGGCGGCGCAAAGUUCCCCCGAGAUGGACACAUACGAGCCAACUCCCGUGGUGAGGCCACCAACGGAUGUGGAAGAUGAUGAGAGUGGGCCUUCAAAACCAGCUGGAAUGGUUGUCACAUCAGACGAGGAAGUUUCCAAGUUAACGAGGACACCGCCGCGUCGAGAGUCUUAUGUGCCAUCAUACCGGGGAACGCCAACGAGGCCUGAGGCGUUGUCGUACGAUCCAUCUUCGCCGAAGAGACAGGAGGAGAAACGCAGGAGGAGGGACCCGCCGGUUGAGUACAUACCUUCGAGCAUCGGGCCCACAGGUGCAGCCAAGCCCUCGCGCGGUCGCUACGAGGAGUACGUUCCAGAGGCAGUCAACCGCUCCGCGCGGCAUCAGCAGUCAACCAUGGAGUACAUCCCGACAUACAUUCCGACACCAAAGCGGGAGAUAAGCUCAGACGUUUCCACAACGACGUACUCUCCUCUGCCGCUGUCAGAGGUACCCGAAACGAAGAACCAGCCCGGGAACUCAUUUGUGCCUUCUGCCAGGGUGGAGCGGGAAAUACGAAACGCAAGAGACGUGAAAGACCUGGAGGAGCGCCAUAUCCGUUACCUCUUGAAGAAGUGUUUGCCAGAAUUGGAAGGAAUUCGCGCGGGGAAGAUUGAAAGCUGGAGGCGCACAGAUUAUUUCAAGGGCGGGAAGGCCAAGAGGUCGCUCACCUACAAGGUGUUCUUCGCGCCAUUCUCCGAGAAGCAAAUUGACGUCAUCAUUGACCUCCUCAUGGAGGAGUUCGCCCAAAAAGAAGUGAGCGGAGACUACUUGAACCAAGUCCUCAUGCCCGAAUUCAUGAUACGGGUGUACAUGGCAAACAAGGGAACCACUGCAGAGGAGAGCGACCGUCUGAUGGCGGAGACACGCCUAGUCCACAACAUCCCGCUCCGUUGAGCCCAUACAACGACGAGAGCUUCGCGUACACCUUCUCUGGACUCACUUCACUAGAAGUGCUCGGCUAGGACAGUGUCACAAACAAAUGACUGUGUGUGGGCAGUGUUUGAUAUUCAUGACCAUGUAUAUGCUCUUGUAGUCAGGAACGAACCAUCUCAUCACAAAUAUCCUCAACUUGGUCACCGCGAGUCAGGUUACCCCAGUGCCUUCGUUUAGCGUAACGUUAUGUGCCAACACAAAUCCUCGAAAGCAAACUUUGAAGUCUCAGAGCUCUGCGGUUCAACAUUCGUGCUCACACAUGAAGCAAUCAAUGCCUCGGCACAGCAGCAACGUCCAGAGGUGUGGCUUCGCGUCGUCUGUUAUGCAAUUGAGGCCUACCAAAUCUGUAUGGUAAAACAAGCUUUGCUUUCAGCAGCACACUGCCAUUGCAACAAGCUAGCAUCAUGUAUGUCUACCGCAUAUGAAGUGGCAGUGAAUUUGUGAACCCCCAGUCCAGUAAACUGCAUCCUCAACUCCUGCAAAUAUACUGAAAGCUUGUCAAAAUUGCUUUUACCAUGUCUAAUUUACCAAUCCUUGAUCAAUACUGCUAGUAAGAAGGCUGAUAAUUAGCGAGAAAGGAGUAGUUAUACGGGAUAACUGUGCGACCUUGGCACUGGGUUGCGUCACAAUUUGUGUUGCAGCCUACAUGCUUAGUCAUGUUUUAUUUCAAUGUAGGUAACUACUGCAAGUGUCUUGAUGCAGCACUCUUUUAAAACAUUAUCUGUCAAAGUUGUGUGUUCGUGUUUUUUUUUUUUUUCUUUUUGCUUGCUACAUAAGACUCUUGUAACUUACUUCUGUGAUAUGCUGCAAAUCGCAGCACAGAUUAUGUGCCCUGUUGAGUUGAAUGGCACUUGAUGGCUCUGAAACCAAAGAGGCUUUUUUUUUUUGUAUUUUUCACACAGAACAAAACAGCUAGUUUCUUUUGUUAAUGCAUCACAUAGUUUAAGACUCGCGUAAGUGUUCACAAUUUGUACAUGUCAUUUUUUACCCAAAUAAAUAUUGUAAGAUUAUAUAAUGUACAUUUCUUACGCAAUAAAAUGGCCAUAGACAAG